Molecule: messenger RNA, 126 nt
Organism: Racocetra fulgida
Lineage: Eukaryota; Fungi; Glomeromycota; Glomeromycetes; Diversisporales; Gigasporaceae
Source: the annotation of a GenBank genome assembly
AUGGUAAAAUUAGCAUCAUUUAUCGAAAACGACAAAAGACGAAGCCUAAGGCCAAAAAAGGCGAAAAAUAAAACUCUUUCGCAAAAUAGCGAAAUGACUCCGGCGAAACUGCAAACCCCCCGAUAG